Messenger RNA from Dracunculus medinensis (Guinea worm), 3390 nucleotides. Lineage: Eukaryota; Metazoa; Nematoda; Chromadorea; Rhabditida; Dracunculidae. The record is from the annotation of a GenBank genome assembly.
AUGUUUAUUGAGUUAUUCUCACUAUUGUACCUAAGGUUAAUAACAGAGAUUAGUAUCACAUUGUCAUUCAAUAUCGAUAUUCAUUCACCUGUUUUUAAAUACGGUCUCAAUGGUACCUAUUUUGGAUUUGCAGUUGCUCAACACUACAAUGGUAUCCAUCCCAUAAUACUCGUUGGCGCACCACGUGCAGAAUCCGGGCAGCCAUAUACUCGACAAGCUGGUGCUUUAUUUUCUUGCCCAAUAAAUACUAUUUAUUUUGACAAAAGUAAAGGAUGGUGUAAGAAGGAAAUUGUGGAAUAUGUGGAUAAGAAUGAUUUAUUAAAACCCGUCGGUUAUGUGCAUGGCAAACAGUUACAUUAUCAGGGUAAGAAUCGGCAACUUUUGGGUUCUGUUGUUGUUUCUUCUGCAGUUCCAAAUGGCAUCGCUAUGGUCUGCGCACCACUUGUACGCUACCACAACACUUCGGCUUAUACAGAUGGAACAUGUUUUGUACUCGAGAGUGAUCUUAAUCAAAAGGAAAUGCUCAUAUCUUGUGCUCAACCAGGUCUACCUAGAACAGAUCGCCAUAACGAAUACGGAUCAUGUAUGGAGGGUUUUAGUGGUUAUGUUGAUGAAUCGAUGGUUAUCACAGGCCUACCUGGUGCCAAGAAGUGGACUGGAGGAGUGUUUAGUCGUUAUUAUCCGAAGGAUAUCUUUGCAAUGAAUUUGGACCGCUGGACAAUGGGCGUCGAACCAAAGUAUCAUGGUGUUCGCUCUAAAUUUCAAGGACAUGAUUAUUUAGGAUUUUCAGUAAAUCAUGGUCGUUUUGGUUUUUGGUUCGAAGAUGAUGAAAAUUCGACGAUUGUUAGUGGUGCUACUAGAUAUAACCAAACAGGCGCCGUCACAUUUCUACCUUUUCGUCGUUCACAUCCAUUUGGUUCUCCUGAAUCUCAUCAUUUAACGCUCACUGAUGACAGUUUUAUGUUGCUUGGCACACAGCUUGGAUCUUCAUUUGGAUACUCAAUUGAAGUGAACGAUUUGAACAAUGAUGGAUUCGAUGAUUUACUUAUUGGUGCGCCUUUCGAAUAUAUGGAAAACACAGAGCAGCAAUAUGGUGGUGCAGUUUAUAUAUUUUUCUCAUCAGGCAAAAAACGAAGCAAGCACGAAAACUCGAAAGUUUUUCUGGAACCGAUAAAAAUCCGCGGCCCAGAUAUUUAUUCCCAAUUUGGAUUGUCCAUUACUUCUCUAGGAAAUAUCGACGAUGAUGUGAAUAAAUUUAAUGACUUUGCAGUGGGUGCGCCAUAUGCAAAUGGUGGCGAAGGUGCAGUGUACAUAUAUCAUGGAUCCAAGUCUCCUAAAGAUUUCAAAGAUCAACCUGCUCAGGUAAUAUUAGCUAGUGAUAUCCAAAUUCCUGUCAAAUCAAAAUUGCGUUCCUUUGGUUUUUCACUUUCCGGUGGAAUUGAUAUGGAUGGGAAUGGUUAUGGUGAUUUGCUUGUUGGAGCUUUUGCAUCAGAUGCUGUAGUAUUGUUACGAUCUCGUCCAGUCAUUAAUAUUCAAGCAAAAUUGAUAACCGAUGAGUUGAAAAUCGAUAUUGAUGGUGAUUCGUCCUGUUACUGGGAAGCACAGACAUGUUUCUCAGUGACCACAGAACUAUCAGUAGACUCCCUGAACUCGAGGUCAACGCGAUUAUUAGAUUUCAGUACAAACGUAUUUGAGUGUAUGCUCGAGGUCGUUCCUUUAAACGUUGGCAUUGGUUCUCGUGCGCGAAUCGUUUCUUCAGGUGAUGAAAAGUAUACAUGGAACUGUGGGAGAAAUAAUAAGAACAGUGACUGGAUAAAUGCGAUUAAGUUACGAUUCUCAGUUCGCCUUCGUAAUGAUGCUAAGCCAACAUUGCCGAAAAAUGGUGAACAACUCAUUGAUCUGAACAAUUUUCCGGUAUUGAACAAAUUUGGUUCAGAAGAUUUCGCCAGUAUUCACUUCAAUAAAAAAUGUGGCCUUGACAAUAUUUGUACUUGCGAUUUACAGCUGCAAUCAGUUCUGCCUGGAAUUUCAAAGGCUGAUGAUUCUACUUACAUGACUCAAGUCGGCGAGAAGGCUUCCAUAGAUAUUUCAUUUGUGGUAUCUAAUUUCGGUGAGCGUGCAUAUGAAGCGCAGCUUUUCAUUGACUAUAACUCGAAUGAACUGGAUGUACCAGUAUUAAGUAAGAAAACGGGACCGGUGAAUAUAAAAUCUGUUGGUGAAAAUUACGCUGUGGUUUCAUUGGGGAAUCCAAUGGAACCUAGAAAACAGUUGAAAUUCGAAUUGAGUUUCAAACUUGCACGUGGUCGUACUGAAGGUUUAGGCAAGCCGCUUGAAUUCAGAGCACAUGUUAACAGCACAAGUGAAGAAACUGAUUUAAGCAACAAUUUCUGGGACGCUAUUGUUCGUGUUAUCAAACGAGCGGAACUUGAGCUAACAGGUGUCUCAGAACCACCAAUCGUGAGAUAUGGUGGCGAAAUUAGAGGUGAAUCAGCGAUGGAAUUUGAUGAAGACAUUGGUGUUCUGGUUACUCAUAAAUAUACAGUGACAAAUAAAGGUCCAUGGUCAGUAAGUAAUGCAUUAAUUGAGAUAGAUUGGCCAUAUCAAGUUGCAAGUGUAUUUCCGAAAGGGAAAUGGGCUCUGUAUUUACUGGAAAUUCCAACUGUACAAACGAUGAAUACAGAUAAUACAAAAGAAAUAAAGCAGUGUUCAAUGGCACUUCCAACUGAAUGGGUCAAUCCAUUACAGCUGAAACUUUUUCUCGAUGCUGGUGUUUCAUUUAAUUACGAUGAUAAAUUGAAGGAACUUGAAGCGAAAUAUUUGGCGAUCAGAAAUCAUCGAUCAGAACGGUCAGUGGAAUCUGAGGAAACCUUGAGGCCGUCACGAGAACUUCGUAUAAAGACAAUCUCUGUUAAAGAAAAAUCCGGUGAAGAAGUGCAAAUUGUUCGUGUGAGUUGUGCGGAAUAUUCUGCGAAAUGUUUUACAGUUACGUGCAGUUUGGACUUUCUGGAUGUCGAUGCAACGGCAGUGAUGGAAUUUCGAGCUCGUUUAUGGAAUGCGACUUUCGUUGAGGAUUAUUACGAUGUGACAUAUGUUGAAAUUAGCUCAUCUGGUCGACUUUUGUUGGAUCCAGAACAGGGAAUUGAAGAAGACACCAGUAAUAAUUUUGCAUUCGCAUCAACUCAUGCUUAUCCUGAUCGACCAGCCAUUCAAGAAAUGGCGCCUAUACCGUGGUGGUUGAUAGCUGCUGCUGUUGUUGGUGGUUUGUUCAUUCUUUUCAUACUAAUUUUAAUCUUCUGGAAAUGUGGCUUCUUCAAGCGAAAUCGACCCAGCCAACCAAUGUUACAUCAAGCGGAAUAUCAAUUUCGUCAAGAAGAAUGGGCGGAAAACUAA